GAGGUUGAAGAUAUUGCCAGUCGCAAGUCAACUAUUGAAGCCUUCGUGUCAAUGGCGCUUCUGCCUUCGAUUCCAAUUUCUUCAGCCCCAAAGUUUCGGAUGAAGUUGUUUCUAGGCCAACCCUGUCAACUCCCAAGGUGCUCAGCAAUACAUCUUUCCCAGCAAACGCUUGAUACCAGAGCUAGUUUCAUGAAGAUCUCAAUGGCCGAUCAUAAUGAACCUGAUGAGGUUAAGAUGCAGAUUGGAAACAUGAAGGAGAAGCUUAGAGAAAUGUUGCCAAUCUCAGUUCAAGAAUUUCCUUGGAGUAAAGCCGAGCAUAAACUUGUAGAUAGGCUGAUUUCUCUAGCAAGAGAGGCGUUGAAGUGGUCCCUUGUUUUAUUUUUUGUCUUUAGCUCUAUAUCAGACAUUGUAUAUACAUUAUUUAUAAAUCGUGAGCUAGUGAUUCCCACAGGCCUCUUGGUUGGCUGCCUGACGGCUGACUUUUUGAAGGAGACAUCGCAAGAAUUGUUUCAUACCUCCAAGGAUAAAGGUUUGAACCAACAAGUUUUGGGGAUAUAUUGCUUCUUUGUGCUUGUUAAGAUCAUCUCAGCAUUUUUUGGAAUACAAGCUCGAGUUUUUCUUUUGCAUGUAGCAAAUGGUGGGCUGAUGCAGGCACUGUGGUAUUGGAAAAGUUGGAGGGAAACCACAAAGGAUCAAGAGGAGGGUACUUUUUCCUCCUCUGCUGCGGAGGCUUCAUGAAUCACACGAUAUCUUUCCAUUAUAUCUUACCCAUGCGUACUUGUAUUUGUACAAUUUUUGAGCUCGUAUUUGUACAGAUUGCAUCAUGGGUACUAUCUUUCCAUUAUAUCUUACCCAUGCGAUCCGUCAAGAUUUGUGCCUGUUUCAGCUGCCCUGCCUACAUAGCUCAGAAUUUGGCCCCCUUACGAUUAGCCACUUCAAUAACCUCACUUGUUAAUGUUGGCAAAUUUUGUAUCCGGCAUGCGCCCAGGGAAUUUAACAUUA
This is a messenger RNA of Prosopis cineraria, 1002 nucleotides long. RefSeq lists its product as uncharacterized. Lineage: Eukaryota; Viridiplantae; Streptophyta; Magnoliopsida; Fabales; Fabaceae. The transcript is spliced from 3 exons. The coding region runs from base 52 to 738 and encodes 228 amino acids. The record is from RefSeq and is a predicted model, not a curated record.